Molecule: messenger RNA, 837 nt
Organism: Trichoplax adhaerens
Lineage: Eukaryota; Metazoa; Placozoa; Uniplacotomia; Trichoplacea; Trichoplacidae
Exons: 2
Coding region: 1-837 (278 amino acids)
Biological process (GO): regulation of mitotic spindle assembly
Cellular component (GO): spindle; centriole; ciliary transition zone
Molecular function (GO): microtubule binding
Source: RefSeq, a predicted model, not a curated record
AUGAGAAAUUCGGAGUAUCGCACUUCAUUUAGUAAAUUAAAUCAAAAAAUAGUUCAUAAUUCUUACUUUGAUAAUUUAGUAUAUAGACGUAGUAGACGAAAUUAUGAAAGUAAUCAUGAUCAUUUAGUAUUUUGUUGGGACGACGAAGAUUACUGGAGUGAAUGCAAGAGUACCAGUACUGCUAGUUGCGAUGGUAACGACUCGGCGUCCACAUCUUCUCGACAUCAAGUAGCCGCAGUUAAAGAUGAAAAUAUUAUUAAGGAUAACAAGGUACAACAUAAUGAAUCUUCAAAAUCGGUCAAAUGUCAAGGGCUAAAAAAUGAAAAGAAUACCAAUAAGACUAAUCAUGCGCAAGUUAAGAAGAAGAAGAAAGAGAAUAAUUUCAAUCUUAGCCCCAACAAAUCUCAAUUGUCGAAAGAGCUUCCUACAAAAAGUGUGGCAACUCAAACUGUCAGUAUUAAGGAAAGCAUCCAGAAAUGCUUACAAAAAUCAACUUUUGCUAAAGAAUCAACAAAAAGUUGUGCUAAAAAGGAAAAGAAAAAUUCGGCUGGAUCCAAGGUAGCUAACAUGAAAUUCUUACAAAAGAGGCCACUUGUAGCUUAUGGUAUCGGCUGGAAAGAUGACUUAUGUGGCUCUCGUAGGACAUUUAAUAUCCAAGCUGAUAAUGGGGUAUAUAAAAGUGCUCGCAAUGCAUACGAGCGUCGAAAAUAUUCAAAACAUCAAGCAAACUAUCUUAGUGUAAACAAGGAAGAAAGUAUUUCCAAGAAUGACAAAAAUCCUAAUCUGUGGGAUGCCUCGGCAUGGAAAACUGAGUACCAGCGAUGUUUUUCGGCUUAG